Molecule: messenger RNA, 1030 nt
Organism: Mytilus trossulus (common blue mussel)
Lineage: Eukaryota; Metazoa; Mollusca; Bivalvia; Mytilida; Mytilidae
Exons: 3
Coding region: 266-1030 (254 amino acids)
Molecular function (GO): zinc ion binding; hydrolase activity, acting on carbon-nitrogen (but not peptide) bonds, in cyclic amidines
Source: RefSeq, a predicted model, not a curated record
GUACUUAACCGGUGCAAGUAAGUUAUAAAUGUUCGCCUAAUUCUUGUUACAUAACUGACUGACAUUUUAAAAGAACAAGUAGAUCAUUGCCCCAUUGAUUUAUAUAUCUACUCUCAGUAUCUACUACUAGUGAAGAUCCAGAUGAUUGAUAACAGUAGGUGUUGAAGGUACCCUGUAAUAAGAAAGCAGCAAGAUCAGCAGAUAAGUUUUAUAACACUUGCAACAUUCCAUUACGUGACCUUGUGAAGUCAUUCAAAGAAUAAAAAUGGAAUAUAAAUGUGAUGAGCAUCAUUUGUAUAGAAGGGAAUUUUAUGUAUUAUGGUGUGCUGGAAUAAAUGAAGAGCCCCCAGUAGAAGAUGUUAUGGUAUGUUCGACAACAGUCGAUGAGGGAAGUACCACGAUUAUCAGAAUAUUCCAUUCUCUGCAAGGAGAUGCCCUCAGGGCUGAUGAAAAAUUUCUGGAGUGGAUCACUAACGAUCCUUAUGUAUCAGAGAGUUCUACACUUGAGUUAGAAAUAAUAGCAAACGAAUCUCCCCCUUUUUCUUUUUCAAAUGCAUUUUGUGAUCUUAUAGCAUCAUUCAAAGAGGCAGAAAAAACGGUCGAAGUUCAACUUAAAAUUGUUCGUUUGAAAAACAUUGAGGAAUGGGAGGAAGAAUACGAGGAUAAUAGAGAUGGUCUGAGAUACCUCCAUAGUACGGGGAUAAUGUUAUCACCUGUCAGUGGGAAAGACUGGGGUUAUCUCAGACAGAUAUUACGUGAAAACAAAGGAAAUCUUUAUCAAGAAAACAAUUAUCUGAAAGUCAGAAAGAGGUUAUCAAAAAUCAUUAAAAACCCAAAAGACGUUUCUACAGCGUCUGACGUCAAAUCUACUACCGAGACUGAAACGAGUACAGUUCAUUCAGAGACAAUCGAUGCUGAAACAAUGACAGAUAUGAGGGGGGGCGAGACCAUUUUCGGGACGCCGGGAUCGGCCUUUUUUGGCAUCGGGAAACUGGGAUUGCCUUGUUUAAAGAUCGGGAAUUCGGGAUAG